GCGACGGCGGCGGCGGCCGCUCCCGGAAUUGGGUUGGAGCCGGAGCCUCGCGGCUGCUCCUCUGCGCUCACUGCGCUCAGUGCCUAGCAGCAGCAGGAGCCUGGAGCCAGGUUCCGCCGGCGGGCUUGAGGCGCCGAAGGCUGGGCCCCAAGGAGCGUUCCGGAUCCCCCUGCGCAUGUAACCCGGAGUCUGCGCCCAGAGAGUCCCGGGAGCGCCGCCGGCCGGUGCCCGGCGUGCCGGGCCAUGCAGCCUCUGCGUCGGAGGUGCUCCGAGCGGCGGUAGCGCCCCCUGCGAAGCGGCCCGUGAUGCCCUGGCCCCUGUAAACCUCUCCACCCGCUGGAAUACGCUCGUUCCCGGACACACUCAGCUUUGGACACGCACCACUUCGCGCGCCUGUGACAAGCAGCGAGGAGCGACGAGGGCAGAGAGCGCAGGGAAGGCCUGCCCGCACGGGCGGGGGAAGCCGGCGGCUGCAGCGCGGGAACACGCACUCCGGCUGGCACUGGCGGCUAGGGAUGUCGUCCUGCAUGAGGUGGCAUGCACCCGCCAUGGCGAGGCUCUGGGGCUUCUGCUGGCUGCUUGUGGGCUUCUGGAGGGCCGCGCUCGCUUGCCCAGUGUCUUGUAAAUGCAGUGUUUCUCGGAUUUGGUGCAACGACCCUUCUCCUGGCAUCGUGGCUUUCCCGAGAUUGGAGAUGAGCAGUGCAGACCCUGAGAACAUCACCGAAAUUUUCAUUGCCAAUCAGAAAAGGUUAGAAAUUAUCAAUGAAGAUGAUGUUGAAGCUUAUGUGGGACUGAAAAACCUGACAAUUGUGGACUCUGGAUUAAAAUUUGUGGCUUCUAAAGCAUUUCUGAAAAACAGCAACCUGCAGCACAUCAAUCUCACCCGAAAUAAACUGACGAGUUUGUCUAGAAAACACUUCCGUCACCUUGACUUGGCUGAACUGAUCCUGGUGGGCAAUCCAUUCACAUGCUCCUGUGAAAUUAUGUGGAUCAAGACUCUCCAAGAGAUUAAAUCCAGUCCAGAAACUCAGGAUUUGUACUGCCUAAAUGAAAGCAGCAAAAAUAUUCCCCUGGCAAACCUGCAGAUACCCAAUUGUGGUUUGCCAUCUGCGAAUCUGGCUGCACCUAACCUGACUGUGGAGGAAGGAACGUCUAUCACAUUGUCUUGUAGUGUGGCAGGCGAUCCAUUUCCCAAUCUGUACUGGGAUGUUGGAAAUUUGAUUUCCAAACAUAUGAAUGAAACAAGCCACUCCCAGGGUUCCUUAAGGAUAACUAACAUUUCGUCAGAUGAUAGCGGAAAGCAAAUCUCUUGUGUGGCAGAAAAUCUUGUAGGAGAAGAUCAAGAUUCUGUGAACCUCACUGUGCACUUUGCACCAACUAUUACAUUUCUCGAAUCUCCAACCUCAGACCACCACUGGUGCAUUCCAUUCACUGUGAAAGGCAACCCCAAACCAGCGCUUCAGUGGUUCUAUAACGGGGCAAUAUUGAAUGAGUCCAAAUACAUCUGUACUAAAAUUCAUGUGACCAAUCAUACGGAGUACCACGGCUGCCUCCAGCUGGACAAUCCCACCCACAUGAACAAUGGAGACUACACACUCAUAGCCAAGAAUGAGUAUGGCAAGGAUGAGAGACAGAUUUCUGCUCACUUCAUGGGAUGGCCUGGAAUUGAGGAUGGUGCAAACCCGAAUUAUAUUGAUCUCAUUUAUGAUGACUCAACCGCCAUGAUUGACAUAGAGGACACCACCAGCAGAAGUAAUGAUACCCCUUCCACGGAUGUUGCUGACAAAACUGGUCGGGAACAUCUUUCGGUCUAUGCUGUGGUGGUAAUUGCUUCGGUGGUGGGAUUUUGUCUGCUGGUGAUGCUGUUUUUGCUUAAGUUGGCAAGACAUUCCAAGUUUGGCAUGAAAGGUUUUGUUUUGUUUCAUAAGAUCCCACUGGAUGGGUAGCUGGAAUAAAGGAAUGGCAGAGGAAGGGGCUGUGGUGCUUGGUGGUUGCUGCUGCCCUGUAAGCUGAACUCUUGGGUCUGCUGUUGGCUUAUCCCGGGAAGUACUGCUUACUUGGGAUGUUCUGGUAGAAACGGGAGGUACUUGGCGGAUGUACUGUCUGGAGCCUGCUUUAUUGUGAGCUGUGACUGGGGAACACCAAGGCAGAGGCAGCGUUCAGGCAACUAAAGAGCAACUCAAGAAAAACAAAAACAAACAAACAAAAAAAACAAAAAAGAUGCCUUAGAUGAAUCCCUCUUGUCUGUUCUUACACCUAGUUUGAAUCCAAAGUUGAAAUAAGGUUCCAUUGGAUUAUACUACUCUUCUGAAAGGUGUGAAUGUCUCCAUGUCAAUUGCUUGCUUAUUAAAAGUGAACUGGAAAAAUAUACAUAUAAAGUUAGGGAAAAGUAUAAAUGCACACUAAAAGGUCCAGUAGAUAUUUAACCUAUUUCAGCAUCAUUUUCUGAUGUUCCCUAACCAGCUCUGACUUCAAGGAGUUUUGCCUUUUCCACUUACUGUAAUACAGAGACUUAAAGAGUUGAGGUGAACACACCAUUGUUUCAAGGACUUUUUGGUAUUAUUGAAAGAUGCUUUUUUUUUUUUUUGUUAGCAGAAAAGAUCCAAAUGUGGGGGGGGGGAAGCUUAGGUCUCAGCAUCACACAACAUUAGUGAAUAUUUUAAAGUUCAUCCACGGGCUUAAAAAAACAAAAAGAAAUGGCAGCAGCAAAAUCAAAGCAGCUGCUACUCCAUCAGGGCUUUAGAUUCAGGUUAAGCAUAAUCAGUUUCAGAAUAACAAAGAGUAGACUAUAUGCAUAUGGUGAAAUUAUAACCUUGUCCCUCUUCAUUUGCCCUCUGUGAACCACCUGCUUUUUAGAAGUCCUCCUAGGGAAAGGCCACAGCCUCUCAUGCUGUUUGCAUUACAGAGCUGCAGCUUUUCUACUCAGAAAAGGCCUGGGAACAGAAUGGCAAACCUGCUGUGAGCUGGGAAGAAUAUUCUAAGAAGGCCAGUGCCCCUGUAGCAUUCUGCCCUACUGCUGGGUUUUCAUGGGCAGAAGAGCUUGUCCUGACCCCAGCAGCACAGAGGUGACAGGCUGCUAAUGAAUGUGUGCUUUCUUAUGGCCUUUCUCAUUGCUGAGAGGGCAGCCUCAGAGCUCCAGCUUGCUGUGUCUCUACUAUGUUCUGUCUCGGGAACACCUGUUUCAUUCAUCUGGACUUCAUAGUGACCUUUACAGACUCUGUUUGGUCUGGGCCAGGCUGUGUCCCCAUCUUGAGUCCUGAAGAGAGGCAUGGCUUCUAGGCUGUUUCCACCUGGCCCCUCCUCACUCAUUUCUUGUGAGAAACACUUCAGAUCCCAGCUUGGAACAUUUCAUUUGAGAAAAACACAAUAAGCACUAUUAGACAUUCCCAUCCACACUAUGGUUGAAGUGGAAACUGAUUAGCUUGUUAAAAUCAAUGUUUGAAAUCGUUGAUCCAGUUCUGCUAUUAAUCUGUAAGGAUUUAUAGAUUGAAAAAAAUAUUCCAACAUGUUUGGAACUUUCUUUUGAAUCUUGCGUAACCAAAGCAUUCAUCUCAAUAAGCCAGAACCCAUUUAGGCAUCACUUGACAUAAAAAGAAUGUCCAUGAUGAAUAUUUUAUACUGUAUCUUUUACAUUAGCCACUAAAUAUGUUAUUGCUGGGUCCCAGGGAUUAAAGCAUUUACCCUGACUAUUUCAAAUUCUCAUCUGAGAGAGGAACAGUUUUUUUCCAAGGCAAAUUCAUACAUUCCAGUUCCAUUAGAAUGCCAAGGCACUGUGCCCUUGCUGUGGGGAGGUCUGAAUAUUCUCUAAAUUCUCACUUGCUCACUAAAUUCCCAUUUGCUCACUGCUAAAUGACAGUUUCUGUCAUUACUGAAAUUUUCAUCUUUCUCAAAGGUGUUGACUUACAAAGAGGCCAGCUAAUAGCAGAAAUCCUGACCCUUGAGGAGAAAAUGAAAUUCAAACUGUGAGCCAGGCAGAGGCUCAGUAGGACAAAAGUUCUUAAAUAUCAGCCAUUGGUACAAAAAAAAAUUAAGCUUUCAUGUUAUUUCAUUGCACCAUUAAAAGCUGAUGGAUUGUUUAAGGACUAUUUUAUAAGUUUCCCAGAAGUGAGAGGGUGGGAGAAAAGGACUGUCUUUAGUCAACAACUAGAAGGAUUGGAAGGCAUAUUUAAAAACAAAUGAAAAUAAAUAGGUUAAGGCAAUUUAGUAUAUCAAAAUCGCUCGACAUUUCCCAGGGAGCGUUGAAAACAGCAGGCUAUGAGAAAAUAGUCUUAGAUGCCUCUUACAUUCUUUGCUUUUUUCCUUUUAAUUCCUACAGACUACAAUCAGUAACCUGGCUUGCUUUUUCUAUACUAUAGGCUUCCUUCUUUCAUCCUUUGCUUUCUUAGGUUCCCCUAAGAAAUUUUCACCUUAAACACUUCCUAAUGGCAUGUAUUAUAUUUUUGCAGCAUUUGACAAGGAGAGGCAACAUCUUUUGCUGAAAUCAAAUCUGUUUCUCUCCAACAAAGAUCUGGCAUUUCAAGGCCAGGCAUGUCUCCUUGCACACACAAACUGGUCUGGCUGAGCCAACACACAGUCAAGGGGCAGAUGUCACCCAGCUUUAGCCAACUCUGUCCCCAGGAACGAAGGCACAGGUUUCCAAACUGUGUGAAUCUUUAAAAGAGAUGUGGAACCUGGAUUUUUUAAAGUGUGAAAUAUCCCUAUUU
This is a messenger RNA of Perognathus longimembris pacificus (Pacific pocket mouse), 4703 nucleotides long. It is a transcript of the gene Ntrk2, whose product is annotated as neurotrophic receptor tyrosine kinase 2. The coding region runs from base 516 to 1946 and encodes 476 amino acids. Gene Ontology annotation, biological process: trans-synaptic signaling by neuropeptide, modulating synaptic transmission; cellular response to brain-derived neurotrophic factor stimulus; multicellular organism development. The record is from RefSeq and is a predicted model, not a curated record. NCBI's taxonomy places the organism in Eukaryota, Metazoa, Chordata, Mammalia, Rodentia, Heteromyidae. The transcript is spliced from 13 exons. Gene Ontology annotation, cellular component: axon; signaling receptor complex; plasma membrane. Gene Ontology annotation, molecular function: brain-derived neurotrophic factor binding; brain-derived neurotrophic factor receptor activity; ATP binding.